Alligator sinensis (Chinese alligator) is the source of this 4191-nucleotide messenger RNA. It is a transcript of the gene SOWAHC, whose product is annotated as sosondowah ankyrin repeat domain family member C. Lineage: Eukaryota; Metazoa; Chordata; Crocodylia; Alligatoridae. Gene Ontology annotation, molecular function: protein binding. The record is from RefSeq and is a predicted model, not a curated record.
GGGGAGAGCCUGGAGGGGCUGCUGAGCUGCGAGCCGGGGCUGCUGGCCAAGCGCGACUUCGUGACCGGAUUCACGUGCCUGCACUGGGCAGCCAAGCACGGGCACCAGGAGCUGCUGGCCCACCUAGUGGCCUUCGCCCGCAAGCAGGGGCUGGCCGUGGACGUGAACGCGCGCAGCGGGGGGGGCGGCUACACGGCGCUGCACUUGGCCACCAUGCACGGCCACUUCGAGGUGGUCAAGCUGCUGGUGGGCGCCUGUGACGCCGACGUGGAUGUGCGGGACUACGGCGGGCGCAAGGCGGCGCAGUACCUGGACCAUGGCACCCCGGAGGAGAUGAAGAGCCUGGUGGGGGCGCUGCAGGAGGAGGAGGAGGACGAGGGCGCGGCAUCCAACGGGAGCGGGCGCUGGAGGCUCUCCAAGGUGCUGCCCACCAACCUCAUGGCCUACAAGCUCUCCCACCACCAUCACCACCACCCAGGGCUCUGUGGAGGAGGCCGAGGCAGCCGAGGGCACAGCCACCCCGGGCACAGGAAAACCUCCAACAGCAGCCGGAUAAAACCCCGGCUGAACAAAAUCCGGUUCCGGACACAAAUCAUCCACACCACCCCCUCCUUCCGGGGAGAGCCCGACGAGGAGGAGCAGGAUGAGAAGCCCCUGAAAACAUCCUUCAAACUCAGACCCAAAUCCAACGUUUUUGGAUGAGGCGGUGGGUGGCAUCAAAGUCAAGGCCAGGAACAGCCCAAAUCCCUGCUCUCAAGCCCUGCUGGGCCCAUAGCACCAAGGAAAAGGGGAUGGGUACCUGGGCAUCUUGAGCUUCCCUCGGGAUGGGGUUGCCAAAUCACUUGGUUCACUUCAGCGUCUGAAGAAGUGUAAACAUUGCGCAGAGCCCUCAGAGUGCGGCAACUGCAAGGAAAGCGGCUGCCUCGGUCAACUGUGCUUAAGGGUCAUGUUCCCUGCCUAAGAGUCACAUUCCAGCAGCCCUAGUCCAGGGGCAGUGGGUCUGGAAACGAGUUUGGGAUCCACAGACCGCUCCAGAAGCCAGGCUUCUAGGUCUAGAAACCAAGGUGAUGGUACUUCUGGUUUACACGUGCAUGUGUGAGGGGAGGAAAAGAUUUAAACACUCAGCUUCCACACCUAAUGGCUACACCAUCAAUGGUACUGUGAAGACAUGCAGUCUUCAUGCACAGCUGACUAUUUAUGGGCUCCUUAAAUAUGUUCAUGUAUUUUCAGAGUCCUUUCCCAUCCCCUGUCCCCUGAAGAAUAAUACCACUUGGAAAGUGAAGAGUAAGGUACCAGAGAGGAGAAAUGUAGCAAAACUGCUCAAGUCUAUCUUAAUUUUAUGCACUGAGAGUAGUCCCACUUGAAAUCAAGCCAUUUAAAAUGCAGAAGCCCAUGGGAUUCCUAACAGCUGCUGAAGUUAAGGAUGUACAGAAGUCACAGCUGUCUGAGGUACUGCUGAACUUGUUCUCAGCUGGACUGCUAAUACAGAAUAACAGGAGUGACAGGUCUCUUUUUAAAUUUUAUACAUCAAAUAAGGCCAUUUUAUUUUAUUCACUGUGAACCCUCAAAUAGUAGAUCUAGCACCAUACAAGUUUAUUGAUGUUUGGUCAAUUCCUGUUAAUACCGUUCCUGUGUAACACCAUUUGAACUCAUCUAAAAUAGUCAUGCACAACUCGUACAGUAAAGUCACCUUGUAUUAGAUGGAAGUGUGGGUGCUGUCAUAUGACAUCUGCGUAAAAUGCUACAUUUCUGAAAUGCAGUAGCACACUUAUGUUUUCACUAGUAAAUGUGUUGUAACGCAUUUCAAUUCCUCCAGCUCAAUGUGUGCAGAAAUGCUUUUAAAACUACGGCAAGGUGAUCGACUGGAAUUAGAUCGUACGUUCCUCUUUUGUUUUGGUGUACUCAGUAAAAGCUGCUUAAUGAAAAAGCAUUUCUAAUUUUAUGUAGGUGGGGAUGGUAUUCACAUUCCUAACCAUUUUAUUUCUAGAGAUGUGACUAUAAAAAUGUGCUUUAAAAUCAGAUCUCUAGUUUGAGAUUUAAAAUCCCUUUUUUGUGUAUAUAAUUUUGAAAUUACUCUUCAAAACAAUGUUCUUAACCCCAAAGACUAGUGUAUUCCAAAUCUAUCCUUGACAUUUUCUGGAAACUUGAAUAUUGGCCUUUCUGCUACUUAAACAAUUAAUUCCUGAAAAAGCUAGGAAACAAACAUGUUGAAAUACCUUUAAUCUUAAAGAAAUGGCUAUUGGGCUGGUCUUGGAUGGUGGGUGUUUCUGGUCAUAGAAUCUUAUCUGUGCCUAGAUGUUAAAAUGUUACCAGUUAAAAUGUAGCACUCAUCAAAGCAUGUCUCAACUUACGCUUCCUCAAAAUUAUAUGAGCAUGUUUGUCAGGUGUCUUACCAAAUGUAUGUGGCUUUAGAGACGCAAAUCCCAGUCUGAGACAGUAGUUACAUGCAUGCCAUAAGCACUCAAAACGUAAUCAAGCAAAUUGCUUCUGAGUGUUCUGCAUAUUGGUUUGUGUUGACAGCUUUAAGAGUUUCGGUGGUGACAGUUCAGUCUUUACAGUCAACAAACAGAAGCUGUGACAUGGUGGGGACUCCUCAGUUUGACUUCUUCCCCAGACCAGUUUGCAAUUUCUGCACCCUGUGCUUGAGCCCAUAAAUCAUAUUCUUAUUCAUAGUAUUGAGUGCAGACCUAUAUCUUUAGUAAAUACUGAAAACAAACCUUGGUAAGCAAUUCAGUAGUGUAUAAGACUCACAAUCAGGUGCUAGUCAUUAUUUUUGUGCAGGAAGACUAGAAAUUAUGCAGAUGUUCAGCUACAUUUUAUAAUUUGUAAGCUAUACUAUAAAUUACAUGUGCCUUCACUUUUUGGUUGUACACUACACAUAUGGGUAUAUUCAGCCUUGAAAAGCACCUUCUUUUUUAUGUAUAUAUGGGGUAGAGCCAACAAUCUCCCUUCAGCCCCCUUUCUGCCACCCUUUAAUUUAGUGCAACAACAAUUGGAUUCCUUAUGGAUAAAAGAUCACUUGUUGCACCAGAUGCCUAAAUACAUUCCGUAAGAAUGCACUUCAAACUAGAUGCUCUGUAAAUGUUCUGCAGUGCAGAAAAUAAAUAUCUUUACAUUUCUGUAAAAGACAUGUGGCUUAUUAUGAUUGGAAGUUUCCAACAGCUCUCGAGUGCAAUUCUUUCCAUGGUACUACCUAUUGUUGAAUACACAGAGUUCAUUAUUAUGAUUAAAGGAUCUUUAUAUACUGUUGAGGGAAGUGUUAAGCUGAAAAUUGCACAAAACUAAUAAAUAAAACAGGUGCAGGAGUUCCAAGAGAAUAUUUUGAUCUGUUGGACUGUAGCACAAGCUGUACUACAAAAUGUAUUUUGCAAGAACUUCUAAUCUAGUAGAAACUAUCUAGUAACUGAGGGAACUAAAUUUGAGAAUUAUUAAAUCUUUGCAUACAUAUAAUUCAUGGUUUGAAAUCUCAGAUUGAAACUAUAGUAUAUUGCUAAGGAUCUCUAUCCACCAAAAGCACCGAAAUAUAAUGAGACCUCAUGUUAGCACUGGAAAGUUUUGGGGUUUUGGGUUGGGUUUUGUGUUUUUUUGUUUUUUUCAGACGUGGGCUGAAGUGGCACAAAGUGCAGAACCAGCAAAGUUCUACUGUAGCUCUUCGAAGCAUUUGCAGUGGCUAGCUAGUCACCAUUGUUUUGCUUGUUCUAUGGGACAAAAGCAUUUUUAUUUCACCCAUUGACCUUUCACAUUCCACUCACUUUUUUUUAAUAAGCAAAAACAUAAGCUUUGCUAUGGGGAUGGGGUAAUCUCUUAAAACCGUUUGGGAGAUGUAUACUUUACUCAUACUUCUAACUCACGUUAUAUCUGACAUGUUUCCUAGAAAGAUGUGAAUUUGAACUAAAACAAAUUGUGUGGUACAAAAACUGGAACACUUACAAGUGUCUAAAAUAAUACAGUUAACUUUAUUGAAUGUUUAUUGGGUUUUUUUCCCCCCACUUUCUAUGAUAGUGUGUGAUGCAACAAGACUGUAACUUCAACAUUUGAUAACUUUUAUUGUAUCUGAUGCCUGAAAUAGGCCUGGAUGCCUGUCAGUUUUUAUUAUUACAACUUUUUUUAUGGAUGUGUUAUCUCAAUGGAGGAAUUAAUGAGCAAAACUGUGCAAAGUUUAGUUUUAAUGAAAUAAACAAUUCAUGGGCA